This is a messenger RNA of Saccostrea cuccullata (small rock oyster), 2345 nucleotides long. RefSeq names its product thyroid peroxidase-like. The coding region runs from base 112 to 2208 and encodes 698 amino acids. Gene Ontology annotation, molecular function: peroxidase activity; heme binding. The record is from RefSeq and is a predicted model, not a curated record. The transcript has 15 exons. NCBI's taxonomy places the organism in Eukaryota, Metazoa, Mollusca, Bivalvia, Ostreida, Ostreidae. Gene Ontology annotation, biological process: response to oxidative stress.
CACGGCUGCGUGUAACACGCUUGUCUGAGCCCGAGAAGUUCUCGGAUAUUUAAACCUCAGAUUCUCGGAUCAGUAUUCAGAAAAGAGGAAACCAAGCAUAUAGGAAGAAGCAUGGAUUUCAAACGUAUUUCGUCUUUUUUAUGCCUUCUGGCAGUUUUCCUGUCAACGGUACUAGAAUCAUCUAAUGCUCUCACAAGCGAUGAAGUUAGAGAAUAUGUUAAGAAAGCAAUCAAAGCAGGGGAGAAAACCCUCAAAGAUUACAGAAAAGAGCUACGGAAAUAUAAAGACAAAGGCGUCGACAAGGUCGGAGAUUCUUCAAAGGACGAACUGGACAUGAUCACUAAAAGGAAAAGAGAGGCCGAGAAAAUGUCACUAAACGGCAUCAUUUCCAUAGAGGUCACCCGUACGUUGGUAGAGCAAACAGGAAUGACACCAUCAGAAUUGGCAUCACAUCCUGAACUUCGUCAGGAAUUCGAGGCAGAAUUUUGUCCGGAUGUAAAACAGCAAAACUGUGACAAAGCCAGACAGAGCGCCUAUAGAUCGGUGGAUGGAGGCUGUAAUAAUGUGGAUCACCCCGACUGGGGCGCCGCCAUUACACCUCAGCCUCGUUAUCAACCCGCAGAGUAUGACGAUGGAAUCUCUUCCCCACGAACAACCAGUAUAGACGGAAGCCCUCUCCCAAGCACGCGAUUGGUCAGUAAUAAACUAUUUCGGGGGAAUGGGAAUUGUACCGAGACUGAUUACACCCAGACCCUGAUGGUGAUGGUGUGGGGUCAGUUUAUUGACCAUGAUAUAGUAUCCACACCUGUCACACAAGGAAUUGAUGGUGCUCCAAUCACGUGUUGUGGAGACGAUGUGCAAAACAGAGCAGAUUGUUUCCCCAUCUCGAUACCGGUGGAUGAUGCUCAUUUUACUACGGACUGUAUGCAGUUUGUUAGAUCCGCACCCGCACCACCAUUCGAUGGCUGCCAACCAGGUGCUAGGGAACAUAUUAACCAGAUAACGUCUUUCAUUGAUGGAGGGGUUGUAUAUGGGGAUUCGAGGAAGGCUUGGCUUGAUCUAGCAGACACGAGUACAGGAAGCAUGAUGAUGUCGGAUGGUAACAUGCUACCGGUGGGAGGAACCUGUAGACCUAGUAACACAAUAACUCAGUGCCAACUGGCCGGCGAUCAUCGUGUCAAUGUCGUGCCGUCAUUGGGAGGAAGCCAUCUGGUUUUUGCACGUGAACACAACAGAAUAGCAGAGGAACUUCGGAAAGUUCGGCCGGACUGGAGCGCAUGGAAAAUAUAUCAAGAAGCCAGGAAAAUUAUAGGAGCUCUUCUACAGCAAAUUACUUAUGGAGAAUAUCUACCUGCAAUUCUUGCAGAGAGCGAUCUCGUAAAAUAUAACCUUAAAUUAAAGAAGAGGGGCUUUAGCAAUAGCUACAAUGCCAGUUUAAACCCAGCUGCUAAAAAUGUUUUCAACGCAGCCGCAUUUAGAUUUGGACAUUCGCAAAUUCCUCCAACAAUGGCAUACGUUCUUCGUGACUACAUGACUCGUGUUCAGGCUGCUCCCAUCGAAUCCACAUUCCUUGAUCCAGAAAUGUUAACCACACAGAGUGGUAAAAGGGUGGACGAUCUCACGCGGUUUAUCGUUACUUCCAACGGAAUGAAAGCAGACAACGGUUUAAUUCGAACGCAAAUAGCUUUAGACCUCGCCGCAUUAAACAUGCAGAGAGGUCGCGAUCAUGGACUUCCGCCGUAUAACUCCUGGCGGAGGUGGUGUGGACUUCCUGUUGGUACCUCAUUCAGUGAUUUGCCUGAUCUUAGUGAAAGCAACAAACAAAAUCUUGCAGAGGUGUAUAGUGACGUAGAUGAUAUUGACGUUUAUGCCGGCGGGAUGGCCGAGAUACCGGUGCCCGGGGCUAGUGUAGGGCCCCUGUUCUCGUGCCUUAUCGGUAACCAGUUCAAAGAUCUGAAAGACGGCGACAGAUACUGGUACGAGAGGCAAGGGAAAGAGGGAUUCAGUGCAGCUCAGUUGCGAGAAAUCCGCAAAGUGAAGCUGUCUAAAAUUCUGUGUGAUAAUAUCGGCGUGGAUCCAAUCCAACCAGACGUAUUCCAUGUUCCAACUCCAAGAAAUGAUUGGAGGAGAUGUGAUCAGCUUCCCGGAAUAGACUUCUCGGCAUGGAAAGUAAGAUCCACUUCUAGUACUGGCCCGGGAAGAGACUGAAUAGUUCCUGAAGAAGCUCAACAGUUUCUAUAGAGACUGAAAACAGUUCCUAUAUUUCAUCAUUCAAUAAAGAUGAAAAAAUAUUUUUAUGGUAUUUACGAGUAUACAAAAAACAUUUUACAAGAACUUAUAUUUAU